This is a messenger RNA of Caenorhabditis remanei, 321 nucleotides long. RefSeq lists its product as uncharacterized. Lineage: Eukaryota; Metazoa; Nematoda; Chromadorea; Rhabditida; Rhabditidae. Bases 1 to 321 code for a protein of 106 amino acids. The record is from RefSeq and is a predicted model, not a curated record. The transcript has 2 exons.
AUGCUCUCCCUUCGUUCUCUCAUCAUUCUGUUCGGUCUUCUAGCGGUUGCCUUAGCAUGUGCCCCUCAUAUGCCAAAGAGAGAGGUUCAACACGGAUACUGCAAAUUCUAUGUGGACGGAAAGAGUGACACUGCCAGUUCCCGUAAGAAGAGAGAUUCUGGAUCAGGAUCUGGAUCUGGUGAAGGAGGCGGCAAGAAGUACAAUCGCUCCAAGAAGAGAAAGGACGUUAAGUGCUACGAAUACGAAGAUGGAACCAAGGAUGAGGGAGCAGUUCUUGACAAAGGAGUCACCUACGAAGUCACCAUCACUAAGAAAUCAUAA